Messenger RNA from Fusarium musae, 3108 nucleotides. RefSeq lists its product as uncharacterized. Lineage: Eukaryota; Fungi; Ascomycota; Sordariomycetes; Hypocreales; Nectriaceae. The coding region runs from base 1 to 3108 and encodes 1035 amino acids. Gene Ontology annotation, cellular component: nucleus; cytoplasm. The record is from RefSeq and is a predicted model, not a curated record. Gene Ontology annotation, molecular function: protein binding. The transcript has a single exon.
AUGUCGCCUCCAUUGUUGAAGACCGUUCGUACAUUGAAGGAUUCCACAUUUGAAGCUUGUGCCCGCAUCAGUGCCCAUCUGAAGGCAUCUGCAUCUGCAUCUGGAACCGCAGAGAACGGAGCCAGAGCUGGCAGAAAUGACCUCAAACCCUUGACCAUCGAGUUAAGGCUUCUUGGAGGCACACUUUAUAGUCUCGAGUCCCUCAUCGUCGAGUUGUCUGUGGACAAUGAUGCCGCCGACAGCACACUGGGUAUCACCCCUAGCGCGUCUGGAUCAGAAAAUGACCCUUCACAAGAAUGGCCAAUUAUCGAUGGGUAUGAGAUACUCCUCACUGCCAUAAAGUCCUUUCAUCAUCUCGCCACCUCUGAUGGGAUUAAAGCCGCUAGAUCAUCACUCCAGGACAUCCGAUCCAAAUUAGCGUUUGUGCUCGGAAUCUCAGACACCCUUGAGGAUAUCUCGCUUCGGCUCACUCUACUCGAAUCAGAACCACUGCCCCAACUUCUGGUGCAGAAGGAAUACGACCCAGAGGCUAUCGAGUCACCUGUGCAGGCCCCCUAUGACGAUGAGCAGGGUGAAGCUAGACCCGAAGAUGUUUCCGCUUGGCUAAAUAUCUUGAAUUCGCCUGAAAAUGAUCGCGAACCUGCAGAAUACAACAAAGAGAUCACAUUAGUCCAAUCACGCCGCAUAACAGAGCCAGCAUAUAGAAUAGCGGCUACAAGAUGGCCAAAUUACGCAGAGAUUUACUGGCAAAAGCUUCGACCUCAAGUCUGCUCCCUGUUUCGUGUCCAAAAGUCGUACAACUUUGUACAGUGGGUUCUUGAGUAUGCCAGGGAGACUUACCCUCGAACAUUCGGCACGAUGGCCCUUUCGCCAAGGUGUCUUCUCGAGCUGACUGAUGCGCUCUGUAACGGAUCUGUCUUGCCACUUCAUAUUGCUGCUGCCCUCGGGUUGCCUAACCUGUGCAGAGACCUGCUUUCAAUGGGCGCCAACGUCAACCAGCCCGGUCUUCUCGGCACGCCACUAUAUUGUGCCCUCGUAGGCAGCAAGGUUCUUAUCACCCGUACAGAGCCAGUAUCGUGGCCGACUCUUCUCGUUGGUAACGACUCUGAUGUCGAUCAGGCGGCGACUAUCCUAUUGCUUGUCGAAAAUGGCGCAGAUUGCUCGUUUCGGUAUUCUUGGAAAGAUGCCGCUGAAGAGGUAUCACUCGCAGGUUUGGCCUUUUGGGCUGCAAUGAAGACCAAACAUGAAGCAAUCUUUACAAACAUCAUCAAAGGAUAUGCAAAUGCCACUCAAGGCAAAGGGUCCACUGACAUCGCCAAAGGAGACGCACUAGACUCUUCUUUUUGUCUCCUUUUACAGCGAGAACCUGUAGUCAAACGUGGUCUGCUUCAUCGAACUCGAUUUGCGCGCUUGCUCACAUACGUCUAUGACUUGACAUUGGUCGGCAUUGAAACAGAGUCCACAGAGCAUAACUGGCUCCAAGAACUGGUUGCUCGACUCAUGGUGCAUGCCAACAUUAAGCUUUCCCCCGUGGGUGACGGAAAGGUGGACACAUUGAAAGACAGCAACUUUGCUGCUGCCGUUCGGACGGCCGUUUUGGACUUUAAUGUGAUUUUGGUGGAUCGUCUGAUCAAAGACCCAAGGUUCUCUGCCGACUUCAAACACGAUAAGGAAGAGACGCUUCUCCACAUGGCUGCUGAGUCUGCACAGAACGAGAUUCUGGAAAUGCUUAUUGAAGCCGGGGCUGAUACCAGAGCCAGAGACUCAAGUGGUCGCACACCACUCAUGGUCUGUAACGAAGUUAGUCCUAUGGCCAAGCUGAUUCUCGAGCACGGUGUACCGACUUUUGAUAAGGACAAUGGCGGCCGCAACGUUUGGCACUACUUCGCCGCAACUAACGAAGACGACAUACUCAAAUUCCUGUGGGAUAACGAUCCUUACAAGAUACGCAACUUGAACGCCGUCGAUGAACAAGGGCGUACGCCACUACAGGCAGCGUUUGCUCACGUUGAGGCUCUUCAGCAAUCUCCCAAGACCUCCACGUCCGCCGCACCGUUUGCAGCUUACUUUCUGCUCGAGAAAAGCCAAGGGUAUAUACGAGCGGAGGGCAAUGAGAACCUGGCUCGAUGGGCUGUUGAAUGGGGUAAUCUGGGACUGGUACGACAGCUGUUCCAUCUCUUUCCCCAGGCUAACGUGAAUGAUGAAUUACUCCUCAAGUCACUUAACAUGUCGGCUUCACCGGAGUUGGUCUCAUUGGUACUUGACAGGGCUGGGCCCUCUCGGCCAUUCGCUGACGGCACAACGGCAGCAGAGACAGUCAUCGCAAAUGUCAAGCUCUUGAAGGAAGGUCGAUUGACUCGUAACCCGUCGUCACAUCCUUCCUGCGCCCCAAGCAUGACACGCAGCGCUUAUAUGAAGCUUCUUACGCCUGAAGUCAUCAAAUCGCGAGAUUCAAAGGGGCGAGGUAUUUGGCUGCGGUUCACACAGGAUAUCCUCCCAUUGAUGAGUACUAAUGCGCUUGCACAACCUACAUCCCUCUAUUUCCUAUCCUCUUUCAUGUCCAUGGCUGUAUCCUGCUUGGUCGACGUGGGCGCCCUCGCAGACUACGAAAACGAGAACAAAAAAUGGGCUAUCAGCUGCAUCGCGACGAAAGGGGCUGACAUGCCACCGGAAUGGUACCAUUGGCACAUGUCGUUCGUCGCCACUAUCUUGGUCGGCUGGUUGUCCGAUAGGGAUCGACAGGGCAUCGAACUCGGCAUCAAGGGCUUCUUCAACGAGGACGAGGCGGGGCAUCUGCUGUGGAAGCUCGUUAGCUUCCGCAUGCCAGAAGUCGUCCAACUGCUCGUCCAAUGUGGCUGCGACGCGCACAAGCCUCGACGGGCCCUCGAUGGCAGAUCGGUUUUCGAGAAAUUCCUAGCUGAUCAGCCUAUUGAUGUGAGCAUGAUCCGGCCCCUGUUGUUCGGCACGACGCAUCAUCAGCUUAGGCGGCGACAACAGUAUAUAUUCACGGAGCUCGUCCGGGUAGCUGAUGAAACGGUCUCUGUGGAGGUUCUCGAGCAGCUGAUUAAUGAGGGAUUGGAUGUUGAUGGCUUGGAAAUACCUGCGUAA